Silurus meridionalis is the source of this 3776-nucleotide messenger RNA. It is a transcript of the gene engl, whose product is annotated as endoglin, like. The record is from RefSeq and is a predicted model, not a curated record. NCBI's taxonomy places the organism in Eukaryota, Metazoa, Chordata, Actinopteri, Siluriformes, Siluridae.
UGUGUGUGUAUGUGUGUGUGUGUGUGUGUGUGUGUGUGUCCAUACUUAAAUAUGCGGCGUGAGCACAGAGCCCUUAAAGCUGAUUCCUCGCGCGUCGGUGAUGUCAUUUGGGACCACCGAUCGACACAGUAUGUAACAGAAGUCUCCUCAAGCUGAACUCUUCAUGAUAAAGAUGAUGAUGAUGUUGCGGUCAGGGUGGACUCUAAUCUGCCUCCUUCUGUUCAGGGCAGGAAAUUCAGGUGAGGUGACUUUGCAGUGCAGAGUUUCUCCAGCAGGGGCACUGCAUCCUGUACAUGCUCAGCUUGAACGCUUCGAGGCGGGGCCAGGCUGCGCUGCCAGAGAGGGUGGAGCUAAAGAGACUCAUGUGAUCACUGUGGCCAGACCUAACCGCAGCUCAGAGAAACUGGUGACGGUGGUUCUGAAGCCACUGUCGUACUCACAUCCUGUUCAGCGCUCAGUCAUUCUUGUGCUGAGUUCCCAGCAUGCAAUGCACUGGCUUCUACAGAAUGAGGGGCUGCCAGAAAACCUCCAUGUCAUGGUGCAGGUAUCAGCAAACUCCACGCUGGAGAACGGGAGCGUGUCAGCUCGUGUCCAUGCCAUCCCCUCGUUGCCCUGGCGACCUCGUGCCCUCCUGCGCUGGACCCUUCAACGUCAUGCAAGCAUCUCCUCCCUUACACACUCAGCCAGUGCGAAUCGUGUGUACCUUCGGCUCGGAGAGGAUCCCAGCAUGCCGAGCAUGUGUCGCCUGCAGUCUCUUUUUCUCUCUCAUAACUACCUGGCCUCCAAGCUGCAGGAGCAGGAAGUGAACGGCUGCGCUUCCUCUGAGAGACUCUCCAACCCGGAAGUGCACGUCAUCAAGCUGUGGUCUGCAGCCUCCGGACUCUGCGGGUCCAUACAAGUGGAGGUAUCUGUCUCUCUGCUGCCCCCAGUGGCUGAUGCUGGGUGGUGUAACGUAGUAUUAGUCUUGAGCAGUGCCGCUCCUGUAAACUGGGCUUUCGUGACUCCGGGUCUCCGUGGCCACAUCACCGUUUACGCAUCUCACAGUGUGACGCCUCUCUAUCCUCCCAAACCCGACCUCACCAUGAGCAGCACCAUCGUCCCUGACCUCCUCACAAACCCUGACCUGCUUGCCUGGGCCAAUCAAAACGGCUUUUCCUCUGUGACGUCAUAUACAGAAGCUCAUUUUGCCAAUCGGCUUGUGGUCAAGCUGAAAGGGGGCGGGGCAGACACGGUGCAGGCUGUGGAGGAGGCGAAGGUCGAGGAGACGUGGCUGAGGCACUGGCUGUCUCAUGAGCUUGACGCUGGCGUGAGCAGCAGGAAGGUCGUGAACGUGCAGUGUGUGGACGGACGCCUUGCUGUCUCUGUGGAUAAAAAGUCCUUACAGACUCUGACUCUGUCGAUUUCGGCGGUGACCCUGAAGGACCCCUCGUGCCAAGCGAGAUCCAACGGGAGCCAUUUCCUGUUGGCGUUUCCAGUCAUUUCCUGUGGGACCGAAGGAGAGAUGGAGCGACACGGCAGAGAAGUGCAGUACAGAAACACGAUAUUGCUGUGGAGGUCCGAGACUUCGCCGAACUCACAGGAUCGAAUGACAGAAGAGAAAUCAGCCAAUCAGUCAACUCCAUUGGUUAUACAUUUCAGAUGUACAGCUCCUCUUCCCGCUCUCGGGGGCGCGCCUACGCCAAACCCGUCCUCCAGGCCGCGAGGGAUGCUGCGGAGCGGGAAAGACCCCGCCCUCGGCCCCGGUCCCGCCCACGGCCCACCCAGGUUCCCUGGCCAGCACGGUGAUCCUCUGCUCUCCAUGCGUCUGUUUGCCACGGACAGGUUUGAGCAGAGAGCAGUGGGACCAUGCGUGGUGACGGUUCACGGGCGAGUGUACGCCGAGAUCUCGGGCAGUGUGGGGAUCAGUGAGAAGUUGGAGGUUCGCUCGUGUGUGUUCUCUCCUUUUCAGACCCACACACUCACACCAGCUGGCCCAUCAUCCGAGAGUUCUGUCCCGCAGACCCGUCCUUCAUCAUGCACACAGACACAAAGACAGACCACAGAGCAGGUGAGGACGGAGAAAGAGACACAGAGAGAGACAAGGAAGAAAAAGAGGACAGCGAUAAAGAAAGACCGGGAAGACGAGGCUGAGAAAGAGCAGGAUAGAGAAGAGGACGAGACGCAUCAUGUUCUAAAAAUCAUGGACGAGGAAGAGGAUACAGACAAUCAGAGAGACAAAAGACCGGAAUCAAAAGACAGGACGUCCAGAGGCAUGGACAUGGAGGAAAGGACAGAGAGGACAGAGACGACAGUCCAGCUCAGGUUCAGCUUCAUUCUGCGGCCGGUGUUUAAUAACUCCAUCCAGUUCCUGCACUGCAGCCUGCAGCUGUGUGGAGACGCAACUGAGACACACAGAGACUGUACACACACCGCUGCUCUCACACACACACCUGCAUCUGCACAGUGUGAGUACAGGAACUUAUCCAGGCCUGUAUUGGUCACGUAUCUCCCUGAUGCUCUGGCGGGUCUGGUGCUGCCCCCCGAUGGUAAACUGGCUCAGAAGCCUCGUGAGACAAUGAUGUCCAAGCACAGUGCAUCUAGCGGUGUAGCAAACUCAGUGCUGGUCACAGUGAUUGCCGCGUUCCUGAUGGGCAUCGCCAUGAUGGGGGCGCUGUGGUGCAUCUACUCCUGCACAGGGAGACCCGUGAAUGUACCUAGAAACACUCUCCAGGAUGUCCCAAAUUCCUGUAGCCCAAUGUCUCCACUGGAGCAAACCACCAGUUCGGUGUAGAGGGACUGGAGGACAUGAAGAAGAGGAUGAAGUGUGUGUGUGUGUGUGUGUGUGUGUGUGUGUGUGUGUGUGUGUGUGUGAGAGAGAGAGAGCACUUUGUUGACUUUGUUUUAUGAUCCAUGGAUUGUAUGAACUCAAUAUCAUGUUGGAAAGCGCCGUUAAAACCACUCCGAGCAGCACCACUGGCCAGAUGUUGACCUUUAGCAUACAAGUAAUACCACAGACAUCAUAGCACUGUUCCGUUCUAAAUCCUGAUUGGCCAGGAGGUGCUAAUUUGUUUCCUACAACAGCAGCUCUGAUAGCUAAUCGUUCGCAAGGAUCACAUUACAUGUGUUGUGGGAGGUGCUAGCUCAGUGGACUUUGAUUCAGAAGGUCAUGAGUUCAAAUCCCAGUGCGUUUGCUGGGCCUUCGAACAAAGCCCUUAAUCCUCUCCUGCUCGAAUAUAAGUCGCUCGGGAUAAAGGCGUCUACCAAAUGCAGUAAAUGUUAAUGUUGAAGGAGUCUCCAGUGUCAGAGCUCCGUACGAGUUUGAACUGAAGCUAUAACUUGAUGUUUUCAGUGCGCUUUACACAUUCCUCAGUAACGUGACCUUGUUUUACAUGAAGAGAGAAAAAAGCGACAGGGUGGUAAAGGAAGGAGCGUUUGUAGCUGCUAAAGCCUAAAUGCAAACAGCUUGUUUCGCCGAGGUUCCUUGACAUGAGCUGUAACUGUAAGUGGAUAAAAAGUGCAUGUCGUUCUUUAGAGAAUAAAAUCAGAUUGAAAUUGGGGGGUUUAUUACUCCGCCCAGGCAGGUGUUAUUCCAGCAUAAACCCCCAGAUGUUUUACAGUGUAAAUAGUGUUGAUUUUGCUUUUUAGUGCAUGUAAAAUGACUAAUUACUGCUGUUAGCUCUCUAGGUAGUAAUGUGUGUGUGUGUGUGUGUGUGUGUGUGUGUGUGUGUGUGUGUGUUAUGACUGCAACUGAAGUGUGUUUUGAAGAGUCUACAUUAAAGUCAAUCUGUCCUUGCAAA